AUGGUGGACUGGAAGGACCCUCGGCAGCCUUUCCAGAACCACAAUUCAUGGCAGCACGCCACUAUUUUUGGGUUCUUCCUGCUCAGUGGCCUGGUGGACCUCAUAAGCCAGGUGUGGCUGGCACGGCAGAGCAUAAAGCUAGAGCAAGCUGGCACGGUCUUGGCCUUGGCUGUGCUGUUGCUGCAGAUGGUGGCCCACAUUGAGCACAAGAACGCCCUGGAGAUCCGCACACACAGCCUGCUGUUGCUGCCCAUCUUCCUGCUGGUCCUGGUGCUCACCACUGAGGUCUGGGUCCCUAGCCAGCCCUCACUCUGGGUGUUCAAGAUCUGGUUGCUGCUGGUGUUUGGCUCCUGGAUGCUGCAGAUGACCUCGAUGUUGUAUGCUCCACUUUCCAGCCAGCCCUGGCGGGCAGACAGCCCCGAGGACCUCGCCUUCCUCACCAUCUUCUUCUGCUGGCACCUGGCCAUACAGGCUGCGGUGCUGACCGUCGUCUACGCCCUCUGCAGCCUCUGGCACCGCCGCUGCUCCUCCUGCAUAGAGGUCCCGAGUACCAGGUACCAGCCAUGCCCCACGGACCCCAGCAGUGAAGAGCUAGAGAAGCUCAGGGUAGAGGCCGUGCUGCAGGAUGGGAACAUCUAG
Trichechus manatus latirostris (Florida manatee) is the source of this 639-nucleotide messenger RNA. RefSeq names its product transmembrane epididymal protein 1A-like. Lineage: Eukaryota; Metazoa; Chordata; Mammalia; Sirenia; Trichechidae. Bases 1 to 639 code for a protein of 212 amino acids. The transcript has a single exon. The record is from RefSeq and is a predicted model, not a curated record.